CACUCACCGGCCCAGAUCAACUUGGAGAAAUCGGCAGAGGAGUCUCACAUGUUCCGUUUACAAUUCGCAGCAUUCAUUUUGGACACAAAGCAUACUCGGAUAAAAUGAUCUAGGGAGAAUAAAUAAUGUUGUAAAGUUGCGCGGUUUUCUUUUCAGAUUAUUAUUUUUUCCCACGGAAUUCAUUGCUUGGUGUUAAACACAGACUGUGGAAGUGAACACGAUUUGCCCUAGCAAUGGAUCCAGAGAGACAGAAGCGCAGAGAGGAAAUUGAAAAAGCCCUGGGAUUUAUUCAGUCAUCUUUACCAUUCCCUGAUCCUGAUGGUUAUGAGGCGUUUUUGACUCAGUUAGUGUGCAACUUGCUGGACGAAGGUAACACAGUGUUUCGUGAUGGAGAUUACAGGCAGGCAGCCGCGCACUACACUGAAGGUGUGAACGUAGCUCGAUAUGCCCAGUCUGAAGCCCUGGUCCUUCCUCCAGAACUGCUUGAAAGCCUUUACGUAAACAGGGCAUCUGCACACUAUAGCCUUGGAGAGUACGAGCAGGGGGUGCAGGACUGUGACUGCGCGUUGGCCGUGUCUGAGGGUAACCGGAGAGCACUCUACAGAAAGGCACUGUGUCUGAGAGAGCUGGGUCGAUUCAGAGAGGCGUACGAGUGUGGCACUGGGUGUCUGCUUACUUCCCCUCAUGACAGUCAAGUCAGUGAGUUGGCUAAGGACCUGGCCAACAAACUUGGCCUGAAAAUCCGCAAAGCCUAUGUUAGUCUUCAGGUUGAAUCCACAACAUCUGGUCCAGCAAGUAAUGGGGAAGCUGCACCUUCAGCAGGAGAGACAUCCUCAAAUGGUCUCGAGUCACUGACUGAUAUUGGAUCAGAUUUGUCCAAUGCCCAGUGCAUCCCUGCACCUUUGGCCACCCCAAUUCCGGUCAGUGAUGACCCUGCAAUGCCCCCAAUGAGUUCCAUAGUUCCCCAGGACACCCCUGAGAGUCCCAGUCAGGGCCCCACUGGGCAGGUGCAGUAUUCCGUGCCAGUGUCUGAGGAUGUGGGUGAAUGUGUGAUGAAUCCAAAUCUGGAUAGCCUACUGGAAAAAGGAGCCGAGGUCAGUGUGACCCCAGUUCAAGGUGCCAUUCCUACUAACCUCCCAAACACAGCUGUAGGGUUGCGUGCUGCCUACCCCUCUGCUCUCCCAGCUUCUUCAUCCCCGCUUCCACAACCUUAUUUUGGCUCCACCACCAACCCCCUCACUCAGCUGGAUGCUUUUUCAGCACUUGGACAGAGUGAAAGCUCACAAGCCAUGGAGUCUCUUCUCCCUUUUCCUCCUGGGUCCGGAGAGGCUGUCGGAAGGGCUAGAGCUGAAUCACUCGGCACACAAGGACUAGACUCUCUCUCUGAGUACACAUUACCAGGUGGAAGAGUCUCUAGCAGUUUCUUCUCUGGAUUAAGGAACCAUAGUACCAUUCACUCAAAUGGCUCAGCUGCCACAAACCUUUCCCUCUUGUCCCAGAAUCCACUUGCUGCCACUCAUGAGUUCAGACAGGCCUGUCAUGCCUGUUACAGUCGCAUAGGUCCUCGGGUCAUGGAUUACAAGUAUCAGCCUGAAGCAGCUCAUCGCUGUAAAAGAGAUGUGCUGCUCUGUCGCCUCAAAUCUUCUGAAGACGCCACUUGGAAGAGGAUACGGCCUCGCCCUGCCCGGAAUAACUUCCUUGGGGCGUUUGUGCUUUGCAAAGAAGUGCAGGAGCGUCAGGAGUGUCAGUAUGGAGAAAACUGCACAUUUGCCUAUUGUCAGGAGGAAAUAGAUGUGUGGACCCAGGAGAGAAAAGGAGCUUUAUGUCGAGAGCUAUUAUUCGACCCCCUGGGCACAAAUGAGAGACGAGCACUUAGUGUCACUCGCUUGUUGCAGAUUCAUAUGGGCAUGUUCAUGUUCCUCUGUGAGGAAUGUUUUGACAGUAAGCCUCGUAUUAUAAGUAAGCGCAGCAAAGAGAACCUAGGUGUCUGCUCCAACCUGACUGCAAAGCAUCCUUUUGAUGAUAACAAGUGCCUGGUGCACGUGGUACGUUCGGCCAACGUGCGCUACAGUAAGAUUCGUCCGCUCCAUCCAUUAUGCCAGUUUGACGUAUGCCGCCAUGAGGUGCGAUACGGCUGCCAGAGGGAAGACAGCUGUUCUUUUGCCCACUCAGUUAUUGAACUCAAGUGCUGGGUGCUGCAACAGGACACAGGAAUCACCCAUGAGGAGAUGGUUCAGGAGUCAAAGAGACACUGGCAAAGACUGGAGCAGAAUGCACAAAGACAGAAGCCCAUGCAUGUGCCUCACCAAACCAGCAAUAGCAGUAAUCCUGUAACCAGUGCUGCCUUUGGGACUGGAGGAGGGGUUGGAAUGGGCGGUGACAGUAUUGGAGGUGGCGGCUCAGGAGGAGGCACGUGUGGCCGAGGCCGUGGGCUCAACCUUAAGAUGAAGUUUGUUUGUGGCCAGUGUUGGAGGGAGGGCCAGGUCAAUGAGCCAGACAAGGCCCUGAAAUACUGCACUGCAAAAGCCAAACACAGCUGGACAAAAGAACGGCGGGUACUGUUGGUGAAAUCGUUUGAGAAGAAAAAGUGGGUAGUUGUACGGCCACUGCCGUUCUCUCGAACAUACCCCCAGCAGUACGAUAUGUGUGUUCACGUGAUGAAGCAAAAGAAGUGCCACUACAUUGGCAACUGCUCUUUCGCUCACAGUUCAGAAGAAAGAGAUGUGUGGACUUAUAUGAAGAACAACAGUUUGAGGGACAUGCAGCAAAUGUAUGACUUAUGGCUAUCACUAACCAAUCAGAAUCGUCGAACAGACGGCCCCUUGUUGACUCCACCUCCUGAAGAUAAACAGAAUGUCAUGCAAGCUGACUACACUGAGUCAGUGGCUACGCGCCGCAUGUCAGGAGGUGGGGAGCUAUGAUCCCAACCAAAGCAUUGAGGGGUAGUCCUUGUGACUUUCUGGAUAAAGCUUUUCGUCAUGAGACCCAGUCAGUUUGUAUUCUUCAUUCCCUUCAGUGCAACUUUAGGGUGCACUGUAAUCUCCUGUUGACAGCCUGACUGUAAGCCUAACAUGGUGAUAGUGAACACAAGCAUACAUGCUUUCUCAUUUAUGCCCAAAUACAUUUGUUGACAUUACACUUGGCUGUGUGUUUCAUAUGCGAACCAGUAAGCCUAUGUAAUUAAGGUCAUUUUAAAUUUCCUUAACCAAAUCACAGUUUAAAAAAAAAUAAGUGGUUCCUUAUUCUGUGUGUUUGCCAUAUUGGCAAAAAUACAUGAUUGUAUAGCCAGCAAAGGCCCUCCAAAAGAUAUGUGAAAUGUAUUGAACACACCUUGGCAGUUAUCCUUUGUCUGUCUGGCUGUGUCUUCAUAGAACUAGCAUGUAGGUUUGCUGCCUAUCUAUCUGCACCAUCCAGCCUUGCGUGCCCAAACUUGCAUUUACAUUCAGUUUGCACUGAGCUGUGAAAAGCAGAGAAUUUGUAAUAAAUAAAGAAGGCAAUUGAGCCAAGGAAUUGGAUAAAAGUCUGCUCCUCUAGUACCAUUUGAUCUGAUCAGGCAGAUUCAAGAGGCUUUACUGUAAUUGUAGUAAUCUGGUUGCUUUGAUGGAAAGUUUAAGAUGCAUAAAUGAUUGGAAUUAGACUUGAGUUCAUUAACCCAGUGCGUCACGCAACGUUGGAUCUCGUUAGGCUAUAUUCUUAAGUGAGUUCUUGAAUUCGUAACAGAUUCAUAGUAGUUCUCCAUAACUCAUAUUUACUCAUUUCAGGCAAGGAUAAUGAAUGAACAUGAACUUGGGAGACUUUAGGCAGAUAAACUUAAGAUGGUGUGCCUAUGCAUAACUAUAUUUUCUCUAAAAAAAAAUUAUACACACACAGUACUGUGCAAAUGUCUUGAGCCACCCCUUAUUUCUUCAUAUUUUGCUUCCAAAGAGCCAGACUUUUACUUUUUUUUUUUUUUUUGGUCUUGAAUAGUUAAACAAGCUUCCUGAAUGCCUUUUCUUUUUUGGCUCUAAUUUUUGUCAGGUUUUUGGCUUUCAUUUUCAGUCCUCUACAUAACCAUUUUCAGAGAAUUCUUUUUUUGGGGGGGCUAUAAAGCACUAAAAACUUGUGUCUUUAACCAGUAAGAUAGAGGUAGAGAUGACAGAUAACCAGGUGAUGCUGAGUGGUUGAAAAAGCGGAGAGGAGAAAUAAGGUAGCUGUUGUGGUUCUUGCAUAAAACAACCAGUUUUUGAAUUGUAUCUUUAAGCACUUUGUAGCUUGUCGCAGUAAAACUUUUGUUCCCUUUUCUUUAAUCUACGUCAUUUAAUUAAUUACAUUUAAAGAAAUGAGGGGUGGCUCAAGACUGUUGCACAUUACUGUGUGUGUGUGUAUGUGCGUAUACAAACAACCACACAAACAUACACAUGCAUAUGCAUACACCUGCGCACACAUGCAUACACACACUCAUGAUAUACCUUGCUACUUUUAGUAAGCCCUGUCCAUACGUAUGGUGGACAUACAUAUUUACUAUACUACUAAUAAUUAUUGAUAACCUAGCAGUUAAAACUUAAUUAAAUAUAGCCUGACCUUGUAUUGAUUACAUAGAACCUGUUGUUAUUGAACUAUGCUAUAUGACUUGUAUUGCUGAUUAGAUGACUAGUGAUUUUUCUUCUCGCUUCUUUGAGGGUCAUUCCAGAAAUUUCAGUUUUGUGAAGUUGCCAGCCUGUACCGCCAACUAUUUCAAGAAAAAAAUAACUGUACAUUUUACUGUUAGCACAUUGAUGUCUUAGAAAUAAUAAAGACCAUAUGUAUUUGAGGCUGGGAGUUGUCUGGAUUUCAACAGGUCUGAAUACUAUGAGGGAGUUUCUGGAAUGAUCUUAAUGUAUGCUUCAGUGAGGGAUUGUAUUAUUAUUACUAUUACUACUACUAUUAUGAUAAUAAUUACUAUUAUGACUGUCUAUCCUCCUAUAUUCUAUUGAUAUAUGUAUAUGUUAAUUGCAAUGUAUAACUCUCUUUUAAGUAUAUGUAUCAAUGUAUGAACAUAAAACAUAACAGUGCAUAGUCUAUGUAUGCUGAGAUACUUUCAGUUUAGGGAGGAGGCGCUGUAUAGAUACAUGUGCUUAAGGUUUUGAAAUGGUCAAUCAUUUAGUCUUUUAAUGCAAAACAAGUACAAUGUAAGUUUACAAUGAGGUCAUACACUAUUGCUUCUUCUAGUGUGUUUAGCAUGUAUUUUGUUGCCAUUUCUAAUGGUAGGAUCCACCUUGUGCCUUUACUGUAACUCUCAUAUGAUGACAGGUGGAUCAGGUCGAUUGAAACACACAGCACCACCUGUCCAGACUUUUUGCCUGGUUUCGAAGUCCUCAAGCACAUGUAUUUGUCAGCUGUAUUAUGAGAAAAUGUUAAGCAUACAUAAGUGUUUUUUUCUUUUUUUUCAUAGCACCUUAUACAAUAUAAACAUAUAUACAAUUAUAAAUAUCCUUAACAUAUAUAAUCUUUCUCCUUCAAUAUAUGAUAAAUAUAUACAUACUUAGACAACUUGAAUAAUGAAAUAGAUGCAAGGUGGUGGACAGGUUUUGUGGUUUGUUUUGUUGGCUGAUGUGGUUGGUUGUGGCAUGCAGCUCCAGUUGUCUUGAACGUUCUCCUGUGGAACAUUGACACUUCACAGAAUUCUUGUAUUUUUCUGGUUUUGGUAGCAGUUUCCAUUCUUGAUGACAGGUAGACAAUCAGAGGAAGUGUGAGUAAGCUGAGAAGAGGGUGCAGAGAGACUCGGUUUACAAACACCGUCUCGAUCAUGAGGAUGUUUUCAAAUGGUCAUAUUAUCAAAAGGGCAGAAUCUCUGGCCACCGGUUAUUCAAUUGGUUUAUGAGAGAAAAUCAUACACUCAACUAAAUCACAUCCCUGUCAUUUUUCAACUUGAGUUUACUUCAUGUGAAUGUGAACAUGGGACAUUUUAAAUUUUCUUGGACUUUGACUCCUUCCCCAAGUAGUUUGGACAAAUGGGGAGAGAUUGCACAUGGUUAGACCUUUGUGUUUAAUGCUCUCUCAAGCCAGGUCUCCAUUCUGAAUGGCAGACAUUUAAGCAUUGAUCCCAGUAUGAUGUUCCAUAUUUUAUCCUGAAAAGAUAUGUCUUUUCAACAGAACACACAAUUUUGCUAAUGUUGAAGAUGCUGUUCUCUUUCGAGAUUAAUUAUUUUUCAACUAAUAGCUGAAAAAAUAUCAGGGUUUUUUGAAAGAAAAAAAAUGCCUCUUUUUGUACUGUAUUUUUACAUUGUUUUUGUUUUCUCCUUUUUCCUCCCCUAUUGGAAUGAAUAUUAAAUACAGUGGACCAAAUCUCAUGAGUGCUUAACAAUAAACGGAUUGUUUUAGAA
Messenger RNA from Clarias gariepinus (North African catfish), 6341 nucleotides. It is a transcript of the gene zc3h7bb, whose product is annotated as zinc finger CCCH-type containing 7Bb. The coding region runs from base 234 to 2921 and encodes 895 amino acids. Gene Ontology annotation, molecular function: metal ion binding; protein binding; miRNA binding. The record is from RefSeq and is a predicted model, not a curated record. The transcript is spliced from 22 exons. Gene Ontology annotation, biological process: miRNA processing. NCBI's taxonomy places the organism in Eukaryota, Metazoa, Chordata, Actinopteri, Siluriformes, Clariidae.